GAUUAUCUGUACUUUUCUUCACUCUCUCUCUCUCUCUCCCCUCAUUUCUGCAAAAAUCUAACUCUCUUUUACGAGAAACAGGACAAGGAACACCGAAACACGACGAAGACAAUGGUCGUAAUAAUAAUGUGCUAAAGAGAGAUUUUCCGACCAAAACCACAUGGGUAAAAAGAAUGGCUCUUCUUGGCUUACCGCCGUGAAGCGAGCUUUCCGAUCUCCGACCAAGAAGGAACAAAAUACUCCUCACGGUAAUGAACCCGAAGAAGACGAAGAGAAGAAGAGAGAGAAGAGACGGUGGUUAUUCAGAAAACCGGCGAUUCAAGAAUCUCCGGUGAGGCCUUCCGGUAGCUCUCCACCGCCACCGCAAGAAUCAGACAACGCAAACUCGAAAACCUUCCCGGAGAGAGCACCGAGUAAGGUUACGACGACACCAUCGUACGCCGGGAAAUCCCCGUCCGCCGUUGUCUCCGUCGCCACGUCAGCAUCCCCGGGGAAUUUACAGAAACUCCCAAGGAGGGUUUAUUACGCAAGAGAGAAUUACGCUGCUGUUGUUAUCCAAACUUCUUUCAGAGGAUAUCUGGCAAAAAGAGCAUUAAGAGCAUUAAAAGGAUUAGUGAAGCUGCAAGCAUUAGUGAGGGGUCACAAUGUGAGGAAGCAAGCCAAAAUGACUUUAAGGUGUAUGCAAGCUCUGGUUCGAGUCCAGUCUCGUGUGCUUGACCAACGUAAACGCUUGUCUCAUGAUGGUAGCCGCAAAUCCGCAUUCAGCGACUCUCAAACUGGUUUUGAAUCACGUUAUCUUCAUGACAUUUCAGAUCGACAAUCCAUGUCAAGAGAAGGAAGCAGUGUCGCAGAAGAUUGGGAUGACCGACCACACACGAUAGACGAAGUGAAAGCAAUGCUGCAACGGAGACGAGACACAGCAUUGAGACACGAGAAGACUAAUUUGUCUCAAGCUUUCUCUCAACAGAUGUGGAGAACGGCUGGUAACCAAUCUGCGGGAGGAGACCACGAGACUGAAGUUGAGGAGGAAAGACCUAAAUGGCUUGACCGGUGGAUGGCCACCAGACCGUGGGAUAAACGAGCUAUUAGUAGAGCUUCUGUUGACCAAAGGGUUUCGGUUAAAACCGUGGAAAUCGACACUUCUCAACCUUACUCAAGAACAAGCAUCGGAAGCCCCAGCCGUAGCCAAAGACCUAGUUCACCAUCAAGACAUAGCCAAAGACCUAGUUCACCAUCAAGAACCAGCCACCAUUACCAAUCCCGCAAUCAUUUCUCAGCCACUCCAUCUCCGGCUAAGUCUAGACCAAUCCAUAUCCGGUCAGCUAGUCCGCGGUGCCAAAGAGACCCGAGGGAAGAUCGUGACCGAACAGCUUAUAGCUAUACAUCAAACACACCUAGCUUGAGAUCUAAUUAUAGCUUCACUGCUAGGAGUGGUUGUAGCAUUAGUACCACAAUGGUCAAUAACGCAACACUGUUGCCUAAUUAUAUGGCGAAUACAGAGUCGGCUAAGGCGAGGAUUCGGUCGCAGAGCGCACCAAGGCAACGGCCUUCGACACCAGAGAGGGACCGUGUGGGUUUGGUUAAGAAACGGCUCUCGUUUCCAGUGCCGCCGCAACCAGAGUAUGAAGACAAUAAUAGUAGCUUGAGGAGUCCAAGCUUUAAGAGUGUGGCUGGUUCACAUUUUGGUGGAUUGUUGGAGCAGCAAUCGAAUUACUCUUCGUGUUGCACUGAGUCUAUUGGUGUUGACAUCUCUCCAGCUUCUACCAGUGACUUUAGAAAUUGGCUUAGAUGAUUGUCCGUGAUUCAACAGCGGUCACAGUCCUCCACGAAAAAAAGCGUUUUCCAUUUUAUUUUAUAUGCUGAAGAAGAAAGAAGAAGAAGAAAAAUGUGACUUUUGACUAUUGAAUUUGACUCGUUGAGGUUAUGUUCUGUUUGGAAAGGAAAAAAUAUUAACCACUUGUUCUGUAACUUCUUAAAAUCAUGCAAUGUUUUAAA
Molecule: messenger RNA, 1995 nt
Organism: Eutrema salsugineum
Lineage: Eukaryota; Viridiplantae; Streptophyta; Magnoliopsida; Brassicales; Brassicaceae
Product: protein IQ-DOMAIN 1
Exons: 5
Coding region: 161-1792 (543 amino acids)
Molecular function (GO): protein binding
Source: RefSeq, a predicted model, not a curated record